AUGCGUGCAUGAACAACAUAUUAACUUCGACGUCAUGCCGAAAAGUUGUCAGGUAACAACUAUUCUGUGCAAUACACGUGACAUAGAAACGAUGAUGGCAGCCUGUCUACGUCAAUGAUGUCAUUUGACCUCCAUAUCUCGUUCUUUAUCAGAAAAGGACAAAUUCCCCUUCAAAGAAACCGGAAUCAGAUGCUUAAUAAAUACCGGCGAGGCUAACAAACCCCCAUCACAGUCAAUUUUACUAUCAGACCGAGAUGAUCCAUCUAACUUUAGCGUUGAUUCUGCUCUGGAGAGCCAUGGUCAUUCGGGCAUUUCCAUCAUUCGAUAUGGAUCGCGAAAGAGAAUUAAAUAUCCUGAAAGAAAAGAUCCUUACGGAUUUAGGACUUAGUCGAUUACCAGAUAUGAAUAAAGUCAACAUUACUAAGGAGCAGAUUGAGAAAAUGAAAUUGGCAUACGAGAGAAGUGUGAAGGAGAGCGAACAGGAGGAACGAAUUCGGAAAGUUGAGGAUCCUCAGCAGCAUUUCUAUAGCUUCAAAGAUAACGCUUCAAAGAUCAAUUUCACCAACAAGUAUCAUCUCUUUUUCCCUAUGAACUUCAGAGGGCAAAGUGCCAUUAAAGGUGCUUCAUUGCAUUCGGCUAAGUUAUAUAUUUACAAACAUAAAGUACCUUGGUAUCAGUUAUCGACUACAGCCACAGUUAAAUUGUAUCAAGUUAUGAAGCCAUAUAAUAAAUACUCUGCAGAGACGAUCUUACUUGAAAUCCGGAAUGUAGUGUUUGAUGUGGAUGGAUGGGAAGUAUUCGAUAUUUCAGAAAGUGUUUCCACUUGGUUAGAGAAGCCUUCGAGAAAUUUCGGUCUGGAAGUGGAAUGCGAAGAUUGUCAAGAUCGCAAUAAGAUAUUAAUCAUGGCUGACACCGUAACAAAAGAAGACACCGACAAACGUUCCUAUUUGGAUAUGUGGAUCACGGAAUCGCCAUCAAGAUCCAAACGUUCUAAAGCUCUAGAAAAUAAAUUCCAAUCAUCCGUUCUAGAUUGCACCGAAGGACACAAGACUGAUUUAUGUUGUAAGCAUUCCAUGUGGGUUUCUUUUGCUGAAAUCGGCUGGGAAUGGAUCAUGAAACCUGCAGGAUUCGAAGCCUUCUACUGCAAAGGAAGAUGCCCACACGAUUAUAAUAAUUACGCGAGUACACACGCGUUAAUUCAGAGCAUAUUUAAUUAUCAUCGAAGUCAAGAUAUACCGGCUCCGUGUUGUGUGCCCAAACGUUUGAAACCGUUAAACCUGCUCCACUUCAACGAUAAAGAUCCACCAGAACUCAUCAUCACCAAGCAAAUGGGUAUGAUCGUACAAGAAUGUGCAUGCUCGUAAAUAUUCAAGAAACCAUUGAAAGCUGUGAUAUAAUGAACAGAACGUGUGAAAAAUCAUGUUUACGAAGUGAGCAGACUAAAAAUCGCAAUGCAAUCUCGUAUGUGAAGGAUUGUGUGCUUAAAGAUACAUAUGUAUAGAUAUAUAUACACAUAUAUAUAUAUUUUUAUAUACUUUUAUAAGUUAAAUAUGUGUAAGUGUUCGUCUUAUAUAUGGCUUGGAACUCAUAGCGAUACUUUUUUUACCACAUAGAACUGAAUUUAAAUUGCAUUUAAGAAUCGCUAUAAUGUAAUCCAAUGUUUAAAAUAAAGCUAU
This is a messenger RNA of Centruroides sculpturatus (bark scorpion), 1676 nucleotides long. RefSeq names its product bone morphogenetic protein 7-like. The transcript is spliced from 2 exons. Gene Ontology annotation, biological process: SMAD protein signal transduction; BMP signaling pathway. The coding region runs from base 255 to 1364 and encodes 369 amino acids. Gene Ontology annotation, molecular function: growth factor activity; cytokine activity. The record is from RefSeq and is a predicted model, not a curated record. Gene Ontology annotation, cellular component: extracellular region. NCBI's taxonomy places the organism in Eukaryota, Metazoa, Arthropoda, Arachnida, Scorpiones, Buthidae.